GUAAGUUGUAUAGUAAGCUGUAUAGUACAGCACUGUAUACUUGGUUAUGAUUGGGUGCAUACCUCUGUGUGUUUUAGUUGGAGCGAAGGCCAUGUUUAUCCGCAUGCCAAAGAGAGGAGGGGCAAGAGGUUAUAUGUUGUCCCCCAUGUCCAGAUUAAUUACUUUCCCCCGCGGUCUGUCAGAGAGCAGGCUGGCAGAGAGAGAAGAACGUUCACAAUUUUUUACAUGUAGAUUUUGAUUCUUUCUUUUGUGUCUCAGGCCAGUCUUUCAAAAUGCAGUCAGUAAAUGUGGAUCCCUCCAAGAUGGGUGUUGGGAGGGCCAUCGCUGUUCUCACCUCUGGGGGAGAUGCGCAAGGUAUGAAUGCUGCUGUAAGAGCCACAGUGAGAGUAGGCAUCUAUACUGGGGCUAAAGUCUACUUCAUACAUGAGGGUUAUCAGGGUCUAGUAGACGGAGGAGACAAUAUCCGUCUAGCAACAUGGGAGAGUGUGUCAAUGAUGCUACAGCUGGGUGGUACAGUGAUUGGCAGUGCCCGUUGUCAGGAUUUCCGCACUAAGGAGGGCCGGACUAAAGCAGCAUGUAACCUGGUGAAGUUGGGCAUCACUAAUCUGUGUGUGAUAGGUGGAGAUGGCAGCUUGACAGGAGCAGACCAUUUCCGUGCUGAAUGGAGUGAGCUGCUCCAGAUAUUGAUUAAAGAAGGUAAGAUCACAGCCGAGGAGGCCAAGCGUUCAUCCCAUCUGAACAUCGUAGGGAUGGUUGGCUCCAUCGACAAUGAUUUUUGCGGCACAGACAUGACGAUCGGAACAGACUCGGCUUUGCACAGAAUUAUAGAGGUGGUGGAUGCUAUUACCACCACAGCACAAAGUCAUCAGCGAGCCUUCAUUCUAGAGGUGAUGGGCAGACACUGUGGGUAUUUGGCAUUGAUAACCGCUCUGGCAAGUGGUGCUGACUGGGUAUUUAUUCCUGAGAUGCCUCCAGAGGACGGCUGGGAGGACCACCUGUGCAGAAGAUUAGCCAGUCAAAGGCGUCUGGGCUAUCGUCUAAACGUCAUCAUUGUGGCUGAAGGAGCUAUGGAUCGUUGCGGCAAACCGAUCACAUGUGACAUAAUCAAGAAUUUGGUUAGUAAAAAACUGGGAUUUGACACUCGAGCUACCAUCCUGGGUCACGUGCAAAGGGGAGGAACACCUUCGGCCUUUGACAGAAUACUGGGUAGUAGGAUGGGCGUGGAGGCAGUGAUGGCAUUGCUGGAGGCCACUCCUGAAACACCAGCAUGUGUUGUCAGCUUGUCCGGGAAUCAGGCUGUCAGACUGCCCCUAAUGGAGUGUGUGCAAGUGACUAAAGAUGUGACUAAAGCCAUGUCGGAGGGCAACUAUGAACAGGCCUUGAUGCUGAGGGGAAGAAGUUUUGAGAACAGCUGGAACACAUACAAACUGCUUGCUCAUGUGAACCCUGCUGAGGUCAAGAGCAAUAUAAAUAUAGCCCUAAUGAACGUGGGUGCCCCAUGCGCAGGUAUGAACGCAGCAGUACGUUCAGCAGUCAGGACUGGAAUUCUGCAGGGGCAUCAGAUGCUGGUUAUACAUGACGGCUUUGAAGGACUUGCUCAUGGCAAUGUUGAGCCUAUUACAUGGGCAACUGUUGGGGACUGGACUGGGCAAGGUGGUUCCAACUUGGGAACUAAGAGAACACUGCCAGCCAGUGUUAUGGAGGAAGUCAGUCUUAACAUAGCUAAGUUUAACAUCCAUGCUCUAGUCAUCAUUGGAGGGUUUGAGGCAUUUGAAGGGGGUUUGGAAAUGGUGGCUGGUAGAGAGAAGUAUGAGGAACUGUGUAUCCCCAUGGUCAUUAUUCCAGCCACUGUGUCUAAUAAUGUUCCUGGAUCAGACUUCAGCAUUGGAGCUGAUACUGCUCUCAACACCAUUACAUCUACCUGUGACAGAAUAAAACAAUCUGCAGCUGGAACAAAGCGUAGAGUUUUCAUCAUUGAAACUGCGGGAGGAUAUUGUGGUUAUCUGGCAACCAUGGCAGGCCUUUCUGCUGGAGCUGAUGCUGCCUACAUCUAUGAAGACCCUUUCGGCAUACAUGACCUGCAGGUGAAUGUUGAGCAUUUGGUUGAGAAAAUGAAGACCACAGUGAAAAGAGGCCUUAUCCUCAGGAAUGAGAAAUGUAACCCCAACUACACAACAGACUUCAUCUUUAACCUGUACUCAGAGGAGGGCAAAGGAGUCUUCGACUGUCGCAAAAACGUGCUGGGGCACAUGCAACAGGGUGGAACUCCAUCACCAUUUGACAGAAACUUUGGCACUAAGAUGGGAGCUAAAGCUGUGUUGUGGUUGACUGAUAAACUGAAGGAAUGCUACAGACACGGUCGUAUCUUUGCCAACACACCAGACUCUGCAUGCGUGCUGGGUUUGAAGAAGAGAUCCAUGGUUUUCCAGCCUCUUUCUGAGCUCAAGGAGAAUACUGACUUUAAACAUCGUAUUCCCAAGACUCAGUGGUGGUUGAGCCUGAGGCCCAUUCUGAAGAUUCUGGCUAAAUACAACAUCAGCUUAGAUAUCUCAGAGAAGACAGCUAUGGAAAGUGUUAUCAAAAAGAGAGGAAUGGUUUAGAUGCAUUCACACAAAUACACUCAAAUAAAAAUACUGAAAAUGUGCUUCCUCUGUAACAGAUUUUCAACAGCACAGACCAGUUUCUGGUAUUAUUUUCAAAUGAUGCAAGCUUUCCAUUUAAAACCACACACUAACUGCACAUCUUCUGUUACGCAUGCAUUGCUGGCCACUUCCUACUACUUAAUGUGCCUUGUUCUACGUAUUUUACCUUCAGUACUAUAUUGUGUGUGCUGUAGUAAAAUAUAAUUGCACCAAGAUCAGUUAAAUUGUGUUAUCUCAUACAUGUAUGGCACAGAAAAGCCUGACUAAAUUUACUUGAAUGUUAAAUGUUAAAAUAGUUUUCAAGUGGUUUCUGAACUAGAUUUAACACUAAAGCUUCUGGAAUUGUCAUAAGUUACAAUUAAAUUCACCUUCUAUUA
Trichomycterus rosablanca is the source of this 3019-nucleotide messenger RNA. It is a transcript of the gene pfkmb, whose product is annotated as phosphofructokinase, muscle b. The record is from RefSeq and is a predicted model, not a curated record. Lineage: Eukaryota; Metazoa; Chordata; Actinopteri; Siluriformes; Trichomycteridae. Gene Ontology annotation, biological process: canonical glycolysis; fructose 6-phosphate metabolic process; fructose 1,6-bisphosphate metabolic process. Gene Ontology annotation, molecular function: 6-phosphofructokinase activity; identical protein binding; ATP binding. The transcript is spliced from 22 exons. Gene Ontology annotation, cellular component: cytoplasm; membrane; 6-phosphofructokinase complex. Bases 273 to 2600 code for a protein of 775 amino acids.